AUGGGGAAGAGCCGGUCGCGGGCGGCGAAGGCGGCGAGCGUCUUCCGCAUCGCCCGCAGCGGCGCCGUCAAGGCGAAGGCCAAGGGCAAGGCGCGGCCCGUCACCUCCGGGCUGAAGCAGAUAAACAUUAGAAAUGCUGAGAAAGUUAGCACAAUAAAUAAAGCAUUUGCUGAAGUUCAGAAAGAAGUACAGCAGCUAUCAAAAGGCACUGCAGCAGAACCUCAGAAGAGUCAUCAGGUUUCCACAAAUCUCGAAGAGGAACCAGCAAACGUGGAUGCCGCCGCAAGCCUAUUAUCUCAGUUGUAAGCAUAAUGGACAAUGAAGGGAUUGCAAGAAAUGAAGAUCACAAAUACUGAUGGAUUUGUUUGUACAAUUUUAUUAAAAAAAUCUUGUUAAUAUACAAGUAUUGGCA
Molecule: messenger RNA, 412 nt
Organism: Gymnogyps californianus (California condor)
Lineage: Eukaryota; Metazoa; Chordata; Aves; Accipitriformes; Cathartidae
Gene: RBIS
Product: ribosomal biogenesis factor
Exons: 3
Coding region: 1-306 (101 amino acids)
Biological process (GO): ribosome biogenesis
Cellular component (GO): nucleolus
Source: RefSeq, a predicted model, not a curated record